This is a messenger RNA of Microthlaspi erraticum, 2820 nucleotides long. The record is from the annotation of a GenBank genome assembly. Lineage: Eukaryota; Viridiplantae; Streptophyta; Magnoliopsida; Brassicales; Brassicaceae.
AUGUUUUGUAGAGAGUCGUCGUCAAGUCUCCAGACCUUGAGUAUAGCGAAGAGUCUCAGCUCUCUGUUUGUUAAACCAUCAGCAUUCAUCAACCAGAUUUCGGCAGGACGUCGAGACAAGCUGGGUCGUCGUCCAAACCUCGGAGGACGAUGUAAGGUCACGGCCUCACAGCCUAAUAUUGAUCAUAGAGUCAAAGGUAACAUAGUGAAACAAGAAGUUAAAAAAGUCAAAGUAAAGGGAUUCAUCACGGCCCAACAACGGGGCAUAUUUCGCUUGAGUCCUCUCGAUGACAAAGUCACAGAGGAUGUUGAUGACGAUGACGAUGCUGGCAGAUCACUGCUCGUCGAGCUUAUUAGCGCCGAUAUUGACCCCGGGAAGGAUCCGGUAGAAGAGUACGCACAACGCGUAUGGUGCUCAGGCCUUGAUGAGAAGUACGAGUGCGUGUUUGACAUGCCCGCAGACUUUGGAACCGUGGGGGCCAUCAGGAUUCAGAACCAGAAUGAUAGAGAGAGGUUCAUUAAGGAGAUGCAGCUUGAGUUACCAAGCGGCCCCGUCACGUUUACAUGUAACUCAUGGGUGAGCCCAAAGUCCGUAGACCCAGCCAAGCGGAUAUUCUUCUCAAACAAGUCAUACUUGCCUUGGGAAACCCCAGAACCUCUUAAAAAGCUGCGAAAGGAGGAGCUGGAGACCUUGCAAGGGAAGAACCGCCAGAGUGUUGGUGAAUUCGCCAAGUACGAGCGCGUUUACGACUAUGACGUGUACAACGAUCUGGGUGACCCUGACAGAGAUGACGAACUUGCACGCCCAGUUCUUGGAGGCCUCGAUCAUCCGUACCCAAGGCGGUGCAAAACUGGUCGCGAAGCCAGCGACAAGGACCCCUCCACAGAGAAACGCCUGGAAGGAAUCUUCGAGAACUUCUAUGUCCCCAGAGACGAGGAGUUCUCCCUAGCCACGGGCAUUGAGUUCACGGGCAAGACCAUCUUGGCAGCUCUUCCUUAUUAUUUACGGCAGCUCGAGGCUCCUAUCCGGGAUCCCAACAUGCCCUUCCCACACUUCAAGGCCAUUGAAAAUCUCUUUGCAUAUGGGAAGCUCCCCAAGGAUGCUGGACUUUUCAAAUUGCUUGCUGGUGCUUAUAAGCUUCUCCAUUUUCAUCCCCCUGCUCUCAUUAAGAAGGAUGGAUUUUCAUGGUUACGAGACGAGGAGUUUGGUCGCCAGACCCUUGCAGGCCUUAAUCCCUACUGCAUUCAGCUAGUUCAAGAGUGGCCGUUGAAAAGCAAACUAGACCCUGCGGUUUAUGGUGAUCCCAACUCACUCAUUACUCAGGAAGUUGUGGAAAAAGAACUAAGAGGAGUCAUGUCAGUUGACGAGGCUCUAAAGAAAAAGAGAUUGUUCAUGUUGGAUUAUCACGAUUUGCUACUACCGUAUGUGAACAAAGUGAGAGAAUUGGAUGAUACAAGCCUAUAUGCAUCUCGAACACUAUUCUUCCUCCAAGAUGAUAGCACAUUGAAGCCUAUUGCUGUUGAGUUGACUUGUCCCCCAGAUGCCGACAAGCCCCAAUGGAAGCAGGUGUUCACGCCAGGAUAUGAUGCUACCUCCUCCUGGCUAUGGAGGCUUGCUAAGAUUCACGCGGUUACUCAUGACGUCGGUUAUCACCAGCUUAUUUCCCACUGGCUGAGGACUCACUGCUGUAUGGAGCCAUACAUAAUAGCGGCAAACAGACAGCUAAGUGCCGUGCAUCCCAUCUAUAGGCUUUUGUAUCCCCACUUUCGCUACACCAUGGAGAUCAACGCUCGUGCACGCCAAAAUCUCAUCAACGCAGGUGGAAUCAUUGAGAAUACUUUCUGGCCCGGAAAGUAUUCACUAGAGCUAAGUUCAGAUGUAUAUGGUAAACUCUGGAGGUUCGACAGGGAAGGCUUACCCGCAGACCUCAUCAGCAGGGGGCUGGCUGUGGAAGAUAAGACCGUGGAACAUGGGGUACGCCUGACGAUAACAGACUACCCAUUUGCGAAUGACGGUCUGAUGCUGUGGGAUGCACUCAAGGAAUGGAUAACAGACUAUGUGAAUCACUAUUAUCCAAAGGCAGAAUUGAUCACGUCGGAUGAGGAACUCCAAGAAUGGUGGAGUGAAGUGAGGAACGUAGGGCAUGGGGACAAGAAAGACGAACCAUGGUGGCCUGACCUCAAAACACCAGAGGACUUGAUCGGGAUAGUGACUACGAUUGCGUGGGUAGCCUCAGGUCACCAUGCAGCUGUGAAUUUCGGACAGUACGGUUAUGGAGGAUACUUUCCCAACCGACCAACCACAACAAGGAUAAAAAUGCCAGUGGAAGAUCCCACAACGGAGGAGUCAACAGAGUUCCUAGAAACGCCAGAACAGGUGAUGCUUAAGACAUUCCCGACGCAGAAGCAGGCGAUGCAAGUGAUGUUCACUCUGGAUCUUUUAUCGACCCAUUUUCUUGGCGAAGAGUACAUAGGAGAAGUACCCGAGGCAUCUUGGGUCAACGAUCCUGUCAUCAAUGCUGCAUAUGAAAGAUUCAAAGGCAAGCUGAUAUACCUAGAAGGAGUGAUAGAUGAGAGGAACUUGGACGUUAAACUAAAGAAUAGAGUGGGAGCUGGUGUGGUUAAGUACGAGCUUUUAAAGCCCGUCUCUCCUAACCCGGUGUUACCGGAAUGGGUGUUCCUUAUAGUAUUUCCAUUUGAUCACUCUCAGUUUCUGUAUUUCUUUCUUUGUCAAAAAGCAAUAAUAAAACGAAGUAAUAACAAUGAUGAUCCUUUCCAUUACAUUGCCAUUUACAAUAUAAAUAAACAUCUCAACUUCUAA